GUUGUGUUUUGGUGUUUUGGAAGCGCGUUACCAACAGUAUUUAUGAAUGUCUGUCAGCGCUUCACUCCUGUCUGAAAAUGGGUUACUUGACGUUAAUUUGGGCAUUUUUUGUUUUAGGAAUCGUUCAGAUAUCUACCACGGACGGAGACACUUCUAUAACAGGACCUGAAGUAAACGGAGAGGGUGAUUUGAUGUCAGUGUCAGCUGCGCAUUUUAUGCCUGUCGCCGCCUCAGCUCCCGAAGCUCACAAGUCCGGUUAUUACUUUUCUCUCAGCUUGUCGUCUUCCUUUCCCGAAGAUCUGGAGGUCAGCGACUAUUGUCUGAAUCUACUACGUAUCUUUGGCGAGAGAUAUGUAACGUACGUUAACUGCUCUGUGUCGUAUGCGCGCCCUGUCAAAAUGUGCGAGAAAUGUUACAUGAAUUACAGCGACCUGAGGGACAUUUACAAUAACAUCUCAUCUGAAUCGACUGGUCCAGGGAAUGAGAGUUGCUAUGACAGUCUUGUUCGCUCAGACCGGCUGAUGCUGGUCUACAUGCUCGACAGCAGCUUAAAGGAAAUCUGGUCUGUGGCCUCGUGCUCAAAUUGUCUCACAAAGAAUGAGACAGCUCUGAGUAACGACACACUGAAUUUCCUCGCUGUUCUCAACAUAUCUCUCAGCUGCUUUGAGAAACAGCAACAGGGGAAUUACUCAGAGCUUUGUAAAGAAUGCAAAGCACCGUACCGCCGCCUAAGUGUACUUUACAGUGAAAUGGAGAAGAAUCACACACUCUGCAUUGACCUUGAGGAUGCGAUGAACGUGACUCGGCGUCUGUGGAGUAAGAAAUACGGCUGCUCGUUCCCACGUGAGGAGACGGUGCCGGUCAUCGCCGUGUCGGGCUUCAUGCUAUUCCUGCCCGUCAUCUUCUACUUGAGCAGCUUCCUGCACUCGGAACAAAAGAAACGCAAACUCAUACACCCUAAGAGAGCGAAGUCCAACCACAGUCUCAUGAACAUUCAGGACAAAUUCAGCUGAGCUGCAGACACAGAGGGAAGACAAGGAGGAAGACUAGAAGGUUCCAAAUGAGGUCACUAUGCUACUGAUUGGGUUUGGCUACAGAUUUUUUGUUUUUUUUAAAUCUCAUGUUCAGGAGAUUUUCAUUGUGUGGAGAGUGGACUGCACAGCAAGCUGGCCUCUUUUAUGAAACAGUCUAAGAAGAGUUUAAGAGAGUCCAAGAGACUGGCUAGCUGUGCUAGACCGUCACACACACACACACACACACACACACACACACACACACACACACACACACAUACACAGUACCCCUCAUAAUGCCCUCCUCAGUCUUCAGUGUAGAAGACUAAAUUCAAGUGGACCCUUCUAACUUUGUGUAUAAACGCACAGGCUCUCUGUGCUUUUGAGACAUUUUUAAUGGGACUGUGGGUUGGUUCAAGACUGAUGAAAUAUGAAAGCAACUACGGCACUCCUUCUGUCACUGCUCUGAAGGUUGGAUUAAUGCAAAAUAACUAUUUCUUUAUGACUUAGAUGUGCGAUGCCUGUCUCCUGUCUUUCAGGGAGUGAACACAGGUCAAAUACCCAUACAUUUUACAUACAUAUUUGAUAUAUGACUGCUGUUUGAUAUGAGAGUAGGAAGCAUAUUUUGCUACAUUUGGCAAAUUCUUUACUUCUUAUGUUUCCAUAUUUAUGAAUAAUUUUUUGCAUUUGCUGCUUUUUGUUUUCCUGCUUUAUUGUUUUGUGUGUAUGUUUGCAGUUGUGGCUGUUGAUGAAACAUUACAGGUUUUGAGAAUUACGAAUAAUAAUAACAAAAUAGUUUUUUAAAUUAUUUUGUGUCAGAAAAAGAGAAGUCGUUGGAUGUAUAGUCUUCAAAGCCCUGUUGCUUCAGUCAGGUUUGAAUAUAUGAUCCAUUUGAUUUUUUUUGUUGAUUUUUUUUGUCCUGAUGUUUGCUUCCGGUGCGUGUUCACACAGUGUAUAAUAGAACAGAGUUAAGAUCACCUGUUCCAUCUCCUCUCUCUCUCUCUCUCAUGUCCAUUAGUGGGCCCCAUUAAUAGCAACCCCCUCUGAGGAGGUCAAAGAUGGUUUAUGGAGAGAGAUGGAGUGAGAGAUGGAGUGGGGGGGGGGGCGAAAUGUAGAGGAGUAGGGAGCGGGAGAAAGACGGGAGAAAUGGAAUGAGCCGGAAGUGAGCUGGAGUGUGGAUAGAGAUGGGUUAUAGAGGGAGGGAAGGUUGAGGAGAGAGGGAGAGAGAGCUGAUUCGACAGCCACACCACUUCUUUUCUUCAUACUCCCUUUUAACCCUGCUGUUCGAUUGUGUGUGUGUGUGUGUGUGUGUGUGUGUGUGUGUGUGUGUGUGUGUGUGUGUGUGUGUGUGUGUGUGUGUGUGUGUGUGUGUGUGUGUGUGUGUGUGUGUGUGUGUGUGUGUGUGUGUGUGUGUGUGUGUGUGUGUGUGUGUGUGUGUGUGUGUGAGACUGUGAGCUGAUGUGUCCUGUUGUUUUUCCAUUUUGAUCCACAUUUUCUCCUUACCUCAACAUUUCCCAGCUGGAAUGGCAAGGUGUGCUGUACCCAUAGCGACCAUGUUUACGACAACAAACUUUUUUUGUUGUUGCAUUUGUCAGUUUAAUUAUGAUUUUCGCCUUAUAUGCUGUUUACUUAUUUCUUUAUUGCACUUUUUUCCCCAAAAAUAUGGAGGUUCCUAGUGUAAAGCAAAGAAAAGACCCCAGAUUUAAACACAAAAAAACAUAAGGUAGCCAAAUAGACACCAUAGCACUAUGUGCUAAUGUGCAACAGGACUACUCAGAAAGCACUUUACACUUACUGAAUGAUUUCUGGUGUAAAUAAAUGGUAAAUUUUUGUAAAUAAAUAAAGCUAAUUAAGUGUGGUA
This is a messenger RNA of Sardina pilchardus (European sardine), 2874 nucleotides long. It is a transcript of the gene ostm1, whose product is annotated as osteoclastogenesis associated transmembrane protein 1. The record is from RefSeq and is a predicted model, not a curated record. The transcript has 6 exons. Lineage: Eukaryota; Metazoa; Chordata; Actinopteri; Clupeiformes; Clupeidae. Bases 78 to 1013 code for a protein of 311 amino acids. Gene Ontology annotation, cellular component: cytosol.